Panonychus citri (citrus red mite) is the source of this 1852-nucleotide messenger RNA. Its product is annotated as cytotoxic granule associated RNA binding protein TIA1-like. The record is from RefSeq and is a predicted model, not a curated record. Lineage: Eukaryota; Metazoa; Arthropoda; Arachnida; Trombidiformes; Tetranychidae. The transcript has a single exon. Gene Ontology annotation, molecular function: mRNA binding. Gene Ontology annotation, cellular component: cytoplasmic stress granule. Gene Ontology annotation, biological process: regulation of mRNA stability; cytoplasmic stress granule assembly; nuclear-transcribed mRNA catabolic process, nonsense-mediated decay. The coding region runs from base 252 to 1619 and encodes 455 amino acids.
UUUCUUGCUGGAGAAGGUUAAGAAAAAAUUAACAAUUGGUUUAAUUGACAAAAUUGUUUGUGAUUUAUUUUUUAUCAGUCAUUAUUUAUUUAAUUUUUUGUUCCAUUCUCAUCUCCUACCCAGUCUUUCACAUGAUAUUUGUUUACUGUGCACGUUAUUCUGCCAAUAUAAAGAAUUGUUUAGAUUGAAACAUUUAAACAUCAACAAAGUGUCUAACCCCACUAUACGUGGGUUUUAAGUUCUCAAGCAAAAUGGAGGGCUCAAACACCAACAACCACACAAACUUAAAUGAGAUGUCGACAGCAUCUUUAAUAACCCUUGGUAAUAAUCAUCAUCUAAAUGAUUUGCCUCGAACACUUUAUGUUGGUAACCUGGAUCCACAGGUUAGUGAUGAAUUGAUAGCAGCUUUAUUUGGUUCGCUGGGUAAAGUGACCAAUGUUAAGAUAAUCCAUGAGCCGGGCAAUGAUCCAUAUUGUUUUGUUGAAUUUGCGGAACAUUCAGCUGCAUCCAAUGCCCUAUUAACAAUGAACAAAAGAUUGUGUCUUGGUAAAGAAUUGAAAGUCAAUUGGGCAACUUCUCCAGGAGCCUCAGGACCUAAACAAGAUACCAGUAAACAUUAUCACAUUUUUGUUGGUGACUUAAGUCCGGAAAUAGAGACACAACAAUUGAGGGAGGCUUUUGCUCCUUUUGGUGAGAUUUCAGAUUGUCGAGUCGUCCGAGAUCCUCAAUCUCUUAAAAGUAAGGGAUAUGGAUUUGUUUCAUUUGUUAAAAAAACCGAUGCCGAGACAGCCAUUGCCACCAUGAAUGGACAAUGGUUAGGAUCACGAGCCAUUCGAACCAAUUGGGCAACUAGGAAACCACCUACCAGAGGUAGUACCGAUAUACAGCCAACUUCCAGCAGUAAACAUUUAUCAUUCGACGAAGUUUACCAACAAUCAAGUCCAUCAAAUUGUACCGUGUACUGUGGUGGUAUUUUACAAGGUCUCAGUGAUGAGCUAAUUCAAAAGACUUUCUCACAUUUUGGAAUGAUUCAAGAGAUUCGCACCUUCAAGGAGAAAGGUUAUGCUUUUAUUAAAUUUGCUACUAAAGAGGCAGCCGCUUCUGCAAUCGUGGCAACCCAUAAUACCGAAAUAGCUGGACAAGCAGUUAAAUGUUCUUGGGGCAAAGAGACAGGAGAUCCAUCAAAUCAGGUACCAACAGCUAAUGCAGUUGCAGCACAAUAUACUUAUCCUUUUCAUCAGAUGGGCUACUGGUACGCUCAAGGCUAUCCACAAAUGCAAGGAUCUUUCAAUCCAGCCGGUGCCGCUGCUGCAGCCUCAAAUCUACAGCCCAUUCAAACAUACCCCUGUGGUCAAUACUAUAAUGCUCCAACUGGUACCUCAGCGGCAGGUUUUAAUGCUGCUGCUGCAGCGGCUGCCGCUGUUGGAAUGCAAAUGGCUUGGCAAGGAGCUGCAGCAGGAAUGCCUGGAGGUGCUGGAUCAGCUGCUUCUGCCGCCGGUGGACAACCGCAUCACAUUGCUGCCGCAUCGCAUCAUCAAAAUCCCCUAGGUCAAGGUAUCCAACAACAGACAGCUGCUAUGAUCGGUACUCAUUACCCUAUGCAGCCUUAUCCUAACUGAAAAAUCAAUCAACACCAACAUCAACACCAACACCAACAACAACAACAACAGCAACAACAACAACAACACCAUCAACAAAAAUAAUAACCAAUUAACAAAAAUGAGACAAAUAAUUGAAUCCACUUGAGAAUUAAUUUGAUUACAAUUCCCACUAAUCAACGUAUUAUAAAAAAAAUGUUUAACUUAAAACAUAAACUUUGAUUACAUUAAAUUACAUUUAAUCAUCAUCAUAA